This is a messenger RNA of Orbicella faveolata, 3361 nucleotides long. Its product is annotated as solute carrier family 12 member 9-like. Gene Ontology annotation, biological process: potassium ion homeostasis; chloride ion homeostasis; cell volume homeostasis. NCBI's taxonomy places the organism in Eukaryota, Metazoa, Cnidaria, Anthozoa, Scleractinia, Merulinidae. Gene Ontology annotation, molecular function: potassium:chloride symporter activity. Gene Ontology annotation, cellular component: membrane. The record is from RefSeq and is a predicted model, not a curated record.
GAGUAACUUGUGCUCAGUCAAACCGAGGGUUAGCAACAAAAUGGAUGUCUCUUUGCCUGGUAGCCCGUUUAGACCAGCAAUGGGAAGGUAUUCUUUAUUACCUUCUGCGUCUAACUGGGCGAGUGUUUCAGAAGAAGCUGAGAACGUUACGUCGGUCGCGGAAGAACCAGACAAUAGAAAAAAGUUGUCAACAUUUUUUGGUGUUGUGGUGCCGGUCACUUUGUCCAUGUUCUCAGUUAUUCUGUUUUUACGCCUUGGAUUUAUUGUUGGCCAGGCUGGUUUAGUUAUAUCAAUUGGCAUGUUUGUGGUGGCAUACUUUGUGGUAGGAAUAACAGUGCUAUCCAUCUCAGCUAUUGCAACCAAUGGUGCAGUCAAAGAGGGUGGAGCCUACUAUAUGAUCAGUAGAACAUUAGGUCCAGAGUUUGGUGGUUCUAUUGGAGUUAUUUUUUACUUCGCAAACAUCUUUGCAUCUGCUCUCUAUCUCCUAGGUUUUGUCGAAGCCUUGUUGAAUAACUUUGGCCGUCAUUCUUCAUCCCACGCAUUAAGUUUUUUGUAUGAAGGCAGGUGGUAUUCAUUUGGAUAUGCUUCACUAGUCCUGUUUUUGUGUCUACUAGUGUGCCUGAUUGGUGCAGGAAUGUUCGCAAAGACCUCUUUUAUAAUUUUUCUAGCUGUUCUGGUUGCUGUUGCAUCUUCAUUUGUCAGUUUCCUGAUCAUGCAUCAUAAAGAUCACAUAUCACCAGGAGCCGGAAAUACUAAGAAUGAUUCGUACGAUUACACAGGCUGGAAACGUAAAACAUUUAACAGAAAUCUGUGGCGUGACUUUAGUAAAGACUAUACAACAGGUCAUGAAGAAAAUGCAUUGACAGUGUUUGGAGUACUGUUUAAUGGUGUCACUGGAAUCAUGGGUAUGGAUGGUGUUUACAAAUUCACUACAUGGAUUUUGAUUUUUACCAGUGCUACUUGUACAAGACCUUUACUUAAAAACAACUACAACUAUAUUCAGGUGAUAAACAAAGUACCCUGGUUAAUUACUGUAGGGGCAUUUGCUGCCACUCUUUCAGCAGCUCUCAGCUGUCUUAUAGGUGCUUCACGAAUUUUACAAGCUCUUGCUAAGGAUGAUCUUCUAGGUGUCUUGCUGCGUCCAUUUAGUAAAGUCACUCGGAGGAAUGGAGAACCUGUGAGAGCUGUCCUUAUCUCAUGGUUCUUUGUACAGAUUGUCCUCUUAAUUGGAAACUUGAAUAAAGUAGCUGUGCUGGUCAGUAUGUUCUUUCUGCUGUCAUAUGGAGUUACCAACAUGGCCUGUUUUGCACUCAAAGUCGCAUCUGCACCAAACUUUAGACCAACAUUUCAGUAUUUCUCGUGGCAAACAGGUCAGUGGAUUUCUUAUAACCGUUGUCCCCACUCUCUGUUCUAUAUGCCCAAGCUCAUGUUCUGUAUUGACAGUCAUACAAGUAGAGAACGUGCAUUUUGCCAUGUUUUCAUGGAGUUCUGCGAGGAGCAAAGGCGUAACGUAACAAAUUGGUUGAAUUUUGUUGACUGCACGGAGAUAAAAGCGUUUGUGGAGCUGACUGUUUCAAGUGCUAUACGAGCCGGCGCUCAGAACUUACUGAUGGCCUCUGGACUUGGAGGAAUGAAACCAAACACUCUUGUUUUAGGGUUUUUUGAUCACGAGCUGCCUGUUGAGUGUUUUUCUCGUGGAAUAUAUCGAAAACAUAGAUUUCCGUGGAUGAGAGGACAGAGGAAAGAUGAAAUCUACCGGAGUGUGCAGUUACAGCUUCCACCACUCAGGACACAUCCUGGACAUCAGACAAUGACUUUAAAGGAUUAUGUAGGAAUUAUCAAGGAUGCUGUUUUAUUGGGGAAGAAUGUCUGCAUAGCCAGAAACUUCGCACAGUUGGACAAAAACACACUUAACAAAGAAGGAUAUAUCGAUGUUUGGCCGAUGAAUACCACUGUAGUGGGUGAAGGAUUGGUUCUGGGUCCUUAUGACUACACGUUCUUGCUCAUUCUUCAGUUGAGUUGUGUUCUACACAUGGUGCCAUUCUGGGAAACUAGAUCCAAGCUUCGAGUCAUGCAGAUAGUCGAGACUGAUGGUGAGGAUCACCAUAAUACGCAACAUGAAACCCUCACACGUCUACUCAAAGAACUUCGCAUUCCUGCUGAAGUCAGGAUGAUUCACAUGACACGUGAAGGCCUGUCUCUGACAAGGAACGCCGAUGGACUGGCGCCGGCUACUGACUGGUAUCGAACAGUGAAUCAGCUGAUUAGAACUCACUCUGCAGAAGCAUUUGUAGUAUUUACCGGCCUUCCCCAUCCUCCACACGAAGAAAACAUGGCUCAGCAAUUUAUCCAAGAUAUCACUGUUCUUUCAGACAAUCUUCCUCCAUUGAUGAUGGUUUACGGAAAAUCCACAGUUGUAUCAACGUCUCUAUGAAGAGCGGAUCAGUUGAUUAUUUAUAGGCAAUAGCUUGUAUUUAGAGAGAUUUAUUUAGACUGGCCACUAAGCACGCUUUCAGGAACUAAAAACAUGUUUCUCCAUAGUAUGAAAAACAGACAGUUUGAUUUUGUUUUGCGUGCUCAGUAGGAACAACUCUACUAUGAAUAUGAUGUAGGGGAACAGGAACAUUCUGCUGGGAUAUUUUUUAACCGGACAUUGCGAUAUUCAAAAUUUUUAACGGGAAGCUAGAAAUAAUGUAACAGGCCGAGGGCGUUGCAAAAAAGCCCACUCCAUUUAUAUCAUAAUAUAAGGAAACUAAAGCCUUCUCUGGUGUAACUUGAUCUCCUUUGAUUUCAUAAAACACCCCGGUUAUUUGAGAACACUUUGGCAAUAAAGAAAACACCCCUGUAUGUUUCUAUCGUGUUUAAAAUGAUACCCGUCAUGUUUUAAUUUAGGUUUUUGGAUUUUUUCAUUUCUUAACGUAUUUCAUAACCACUUUUAACACUUGAAAAAUCUGACAAUUGGCACUAAAUAGUCAAAACUAGACACAUGAAAAUUGAAAUAGUUUCUGAUGGUUUCUAAGUGUGAAGCAACUACUUUGAGGGUUAAGAAAAAAACAAUUUGUAUCAAAAAAUCUCCAGAUAGAGUCUACAUAAAAUAAAGUUAUACUUAUUAUCAAGAUGAGUCUGCUUAAAGCAAGAACAGUAUAUAAAACAAAGACCAUUUACAACGUAGAAGUGUAUGGUAAAAAGUGCAAUUAUUGUACAUUUAUAACUGAUGGAACAUUAUAUUAUAUAGGUUUUAUGUCGUAGCAGAAACGGAUGCGUUUUUACACGUAAAAUAGUUUUAUAAUGUUUGUAGUAAAUUAAAUAAUUGACCUACUGAAUAAAAACAUGUUUGCACAUAACAUGUAUAUAACUAUGA